Messenger RNA from Phoenix dactylifera (date palm), 3539 nucleotides. The record is from RefSeq and is a predicted model, not a curated record. Lineage: Eukaryota; Viridiplantae; Streptophyta; Magnoliopsida; Arecales; Arecaceae.
CAAAACGGGCACCAAGCUCCAAUGGUGCGCUCCGAAAGAGAGUUGCCUGCCCCCAAAAGCCCUGAAACCAGGCUUCAAGCUCCCGCUGGUUCACGUUUGGCGUUAGCAACUAGAAAUUCGCACACAAUUUUCCCGUCUCUCAGCAUUCCCAAAAUUCCUCGACCCGCGUCCUCCUCUGGCCUGCCCCCUCUUUUUGGUGCAAGAAAAAUUUGUUCAUCCCAAGAAUCCUCCCUAAUCUCCUCUCCAACUCACUGUCACGCUGAACCUGGCAGUUCUUGAAUCGGAGUAAUAAAAGAAAUCUAAAAGCGAGACGCGGCGGCGGCCAGCGGCAGGAGCAGCGCCUCCUCAAGAUCAUCACGGCUCCGCCGGCAAUAUUGCGAGCGCGCGAUGAGGGGGAAGAGCCUCCCCGUCAUCUCUUUAGAGCAGAAGCGGUGACUGAUCGGCCCCUUCUCUCCACGUGUCGUUUGUUCUCCCGCCGAGAUGAUAGCGGAUUUCUUUUCUCCCCGUACCUUGUAUCUCUUUCCUUGUUCUUCCCUUCUCUUUCCUUCUUAGUGCUCUUUUUUUCCCCAUUUUUCCUUGCAUUGCGUAAUCCUAAUUCGGGCAAAUGCGGCCUGCGAUCUUGCAUUUCUUUAUUAUAUAUACAGCCUCAGUACCCCCGAGAUUUAGUGGUGUACGCGUUCGAGGAGAUAGGUUUCAGUUCGACUGUCGCGGCAGUAGGUUAAAUUAGGGAUCUUUACGGAUUCUAGGGCGGUUUUACCUGUGGUGGCAAAUGCGUCCUUCGAGAGCUAGUGCGAUGGACGAUCUAAUUGGAGUUCUGCUAUGGUGUUUUGAUUGAUUUCUCUUUAAUGGACGUUGAGUCUAGGGACGCCUAUGGGUUUGCCGUGCGGCCUCAACACUUGCAGAGAUACCGGGAAUAUGCAAAAAUCUACAAGGAGGAAGAAGAAGAGCGAUCGGAUCGAUGGAAGAACUUCCUCCAGAGCCUGGCCGAGUCCGCUCCGGUGUUGUCCAACGACUCAUCGGCAGAAGAUAUUGGUGCGGACACGCCAAACGACUCAGGAAAUGACUGUGAUCAGAGCGGACUUGACAAAUGUGAUGGACACGAGGAAGUUGGUGCACAGAAGGAGCCGAUUGAGAAAGGAAAGGCAAAAAUCCAUAGAACCCAUACAUGGAGUCAGAUAAGACCAUCUCUCGCUGCCAUCGAGCAGUUGAUGAGUCAUCGGGUGAAGAAGAGGAGGAGCCUAUCCUGCAGUGAACGGGAAUCUGGGAGAACUGGGAAUUGUCUCGCACCAAUUGAAGAGGUGGCAAGACAUUCUAAAGAAGAAGAGUCUGAGGAAGAGUUCUAUGAUGUGGAGAGAUCGGAUGCGGUCCAGGAGGAGGCGGCUUCAGGUGACGGUGGGAAUGCUGAUUCAGCAGCAAAGCAGGAGCCUUUCUCUCCUUGGAAAGAAGAGCUGGAGUGCCUUGUUCGCGGAGGAGUGCCAAUGGCUCUCAGAGCAGAGCUAUGGCAAGCUUUUGUGGGUGUGACGGCACGGAGGGUGGAGGGGUACUAUAAUGACUUGCUAGCUCCACACACUGACACUACUGAAUCUGAUGCCUCACUUCCAAAUGACGCUCUUAGCAUGCCAAAAAGACCUCGGGGAGGAUGUGUGCCUGAGAAAUGCAAGACACAGAUUGAGAAGGAUUUGCCUCGAACAUUUCCAGGGCAUCCCGCUUUAGAUGACGAUGGGAGAAAUGCACUGAGGCGUUUGCUUACAGCAUAUGCUCGCCAUAAUCCAUCAGUUGGUUACUGCCAGGCUAUGAAUUUCUUUGGGGGCCUGUUACUAUUGUUGAUGCCUGAGGAAAAUGCAUUUUGGACUUUGUUAGGUAUCAUCGAUGACUACUUUGAUGGCUACUAUUCUGAGGAAAUGAUUGAAUCUCAGGUGGACCAGCUUGUUUUUGAGGAGCUAGUGCAUGAGAAAUUUCCAAAAUUGGUUCAUCAUUUGGAUUAUCUGGGCGUGCAGGUGGCAUGGGUCACUGGACCUUGGUUCCUUUCCAUUUUCAUGAAUAUGCUUCCAUGGGAAAGUGUUCUUCGUAUAUGGGAUGUGCUUCUCUUUGAUGGAAAUCGUGUAAUGUUAUUUCGAGCAGCACUUGCUUUGAUGGAAUUAUAUGGUCCUGCAGUCGUGACUACAAAAGAUGCUGGAGAUGCAGUUACAUUACUGCAGUCCCUUGCUGGCUCUACCUUUGACAGUAGCCAGCUUGUCUUGACAGCUUGCAUGGGUUAUCAAGCUGUAGAUGAAACAAUAUUGAAAGAGCUGAGGAAAAAACAUAGGCCUGCAGUUAUAGCUGCCAUGGAGGAAAGAUCCAGAGGACUUAAUUCAUGGAAGGACUCUAAGGGCCUAGCAUCUAAGUUAUAUAGUUUCAAACAUGACCCAGGAUCAACACUUACAGAAACCAACGCAGCAGAGGUGUUACGUGAUACGCAAACCAAUGGGGAUUUGCAUCCCUUGAAGUCUGGAUCGACAGAUAUAGAAGGAUAUUCAAAUAGUCUAACAGUUGAUUCAGAGCCAGAUUCCUUACCUGAUCUUAAAGAACAGGUGACAUGGUUGAAGGUCGAGCUGUGUAAAUUGCUGGAGGAGAAAAGAUCAGCUGUUCUCAGAGCUGAGGAGUUGGAGACAGCAUUCAUGGAGAUGGUCAAGCAGGAUAAUAGACGCCUUUUAAGUGCCAAGGUUGAGCAGUUGGAGAAAGAGGUAUCUGAACUUCGGCAGGCUCUUGCAGAUAAGCAAGAACAAGAGCGCGCCAUUCUUCAGGUCUUGAUGAGGAUGGAACAGGAACAGAAGGUGACAGAAGAAGCUCGCGUAUCUGCCGAGCAAGAUGCUGCUGCUCAGAAAUGCGCAGCUCAUGUGCUCCAGGAAAAAUAUGAAGAAGCUAUGUCUGCACUUGCACAAAUGGAGAAAAGGGCUGUGAUGGCAGAAACGAUGCUGGAGGCUACAUUACAGUACCAGUCUGGCCAGGUUAAAGCCCAACAACCUCAUUCUCCAAGAACUCCACGGGCCAUUCAAGAGUUGUCUCAGCAUGCACCCACUAGGAAAAUAGGCCUGCUCUCCAGACCUUUUGGCUGGCUUGACAAAAACAAGGGUAAGCCAAGCAAUACUGAAGAGUCCCUUGAAGGCAAAACUUCUAGCAUGGGACAGAGCCCCAGAACACCGAACAAAGAUCUGAAAGGACACCAGGAUUCGGAUAACUAGAAUGUCUGAUGGAAGGGACUAGCACAUCAGCAUGCCUCCAAAUUUCGGGUUGUGUUGUCAUGCCCUAUGAUUGUAUUUCUAUUAGAGAAGAUCGAUAAAAUUAUAAGAAUAGCAUUCGAUAUGAUCAGUUCCUUUCCCCAUUGUAUAAAAUAUCCAAUUGAGAGUGUCAGUAAAUUCGGCAAUUUUCCCUGUAAUUUUUUAGAUGCUGGCUUCAAGUUGGUCGGCCAUUGUUUCAGGAGUGUAAUUAGUUGGUACGGACACAAGAGACAGAGAGAAUAAAUUAUUGUUUAUUACAGGAGCAAGUGCAUUUUCUCACAA